CAGCCCCGGAAGUCGCGAGUCGGGGGCGGGCCCCGAGAGCGCGGAAGAUGGCGGAGGGCGGCCGCGCGGAGCCGGAGGAGCAGGAGCGGGGGUCCUCGAGGCCACGGCCCCCGAGUGCGCGGGACUUGCAGUUGGCCUUGGCAGGACUGUACGAAGAGGAAGUGAAGUGCAAGUCUUCCAAGCCUGACAGACCUACAGCUGCAGCCUGUAAGAGUCCACGAACACUGCCCCAUCGGCUUUAUUCAGGUGAACAGGAAUAUGGUGGAUUACAUAUAGUUCAACCUCCAACUGGGAAAAUUGUGAAUGAACUUUUCAAAGAGGCAAGGGAACAUGGGGCCGUCCCUCUAAGUGAAGCUACAAGAUCUUCAAGUGAUGACAAAGCCAAGUCAUUUACAGGUGGAGGAUACAGAUUGGGCAGUUCCUUCUGUAAGCGUUCAGAGUACAUCUAUGGAGAAAAUCAGCUGCAAGAUGUUCAAGUUUUGCUGAAGCUGUGGAGCAAUGGUUUUAGUUUAGAUGAUGGAGAAUUGAGACCUUACAAUGACCCAACAAAUGCUCAGUUUUUGGAAUCUGUUAAGAGAGGAGAGAUUCCUCUGGAGCUUCAGCGACUGGUCCAUGGCAACCAAGUAAAUCUGGAUAUGGAGGAUCAUCAAGACCAAGAGUAUAUAAAACCCAGAUUGCGAUUUAAGGCUUUUAGUGGAGAAGGGCAAAAACUUGGAAGUUUUGGCCGUUUUCAUGGAACUGUAUAA
Molecule: messenger RNA, 746 nt
Organism: Peromyscus eremicus (cactus mouse)
Lineage: Eukaryota; Metazoa; Chordata; Mammalia; Rodentia; Cricetidae
Gene: Ubxn2b
Product: UBX domain protein 2B
Exons: 7
Coding region: 48-746 (232 amino acids)
Biological process (GO): Golgi organization; nuclear membrane reassembly; autophagosome assembly
Cellular component (GO): nucleus; cytosol
Molecular function (GO): ubiquitin binding
Source: RefSeq, a predicted model, not a curated record